CCUCAAGCAACCAGUCAUCCAGCUGUCCCCCGAGUCACCCCUCAAGCAACCACUCUUCCACCUGUCCCCAUGGCAUCACCCCCCAGCACCCUGACCACAGGCCACGCCGUCCGGCUCGCGGCACGCUCGAAAGCCUUGACGGGGCCAACAGCGGGACUCGCGCCAUCAUACUUGCAAGCCAAUCUGAUCGUGCUCCCAUCGCAGUACGCAGCCGACUUCCGGCUGCUGUGCGCGCGCAACCCGGUCCCGUGCCCGCUGCUCGCCGAGUCGUCCCGUCCGGGCGCCUUCCGCUCGCUGCGGUCGUACGUCUACCCACCUGAUAACACCAACGCCCCCUCCCCGUCUCCACGGCCGCUAGUCCUCGCAAAAGACAUCGACCUGCGCACCGACGCGCCGGCCUACCGCGUCUUCCGCGACGGCCACCUCGUUGCCCCCACGGACACGGACCCGACCGACAUCACCGCCGCCUGGCACGCCACCGACCACGUCGCCUUCCUGAUCGGAUGCAGCUUCAGCUUCGACGCGGCGCUGCACACCGCCGGCCUCGCGCCGCGCCACGUCGCACAGAACCGCAACGUGCCCAUGUACCGCGCGGCGCGCACCCCGCUGCUCCCCGCGGGCGUGUUUGUCGGCGGCGUGCACGUCGUCAGCAUGCGGCCGUACCGCGCAAGCGAGAUUGAGCGAGUGCGCGCCGUCACGCGGCGGUUCGGGGCUGCGCACGGCGAGCCGCUGGCCUGGGGGUGGGGUGCGGUUCAGGCGUUGGGGAUUAAGGAUAUGCAGUGCCCGGAGUGGGGGGAUGCGCCGUUGACGGGCGGUGGGAGCAGGGUUUUUGGGGAGGGCGUUGAGGAGGACGGGGAGAAGUACGUGCCCGUGUUUUGGGGGUGUGGCGUCACGCCGCAGGAGGCGGUGGUGUGUGCGAAUUUGAGCGGGACGGUCAUGGGGCAUGCGCCGGGGUGCAUGGUUGUGUUGGAUGUAACAGACGAGGAGGUGUUUGCUGUGAAAGGGAUGUAAAGGGGGGUUUAGGACGUUGUUGGUGUAGCAAGUUGCCCACUCUUCAACAGGUAGCAUAUAGGUUCGUCACUGGGCGCAUCGCUGGGAAUCGCCGGAAUCGCUCGAAUCGCUGAAGUUCAAGAUCGGGCAUUUCUGAUGCAUCGAUUGAUUGAAGCUGUUGGCGAUGAUUUUGGUGGUGGUUUGGUUGACAAGGAAGGUGGCAGUGGA
Lasiosphaeria miniovina is the source of this 1218-nucleotide messenger RNA. RefSeq lists its product as uncharacterized. Gene Ontology annotation, biological process: glutamate metabolic process. Bases 70 to 1011 code for a protein of 313 amino acids. Gene Ontology annotation, molecular function: D-glutamate cyclase activity. The record is from RefSeq and is a predicted model, not a curated record. The transcript has 3 exons. Lineage: Eukaryota; Fungi; Ascomycota; Sordariomycetes; Sordariales; Lasiosphaeriaceae.